CAGUUACUCCCUAGCUAGAAGAGAGUCAGGGCGAUAGGAAGAGAGUCAAGCAUUCAUUUCAAUCCAAAACAAUAAAGGUACAGGUCAACUUUGCUGCUAAAAUCCCAAUGCAAGCAAUCGCGAAUGCCUUGCGAGGUCAGGACUCUGACCAUUUUCAGGAAGCAGUUAGAGUUCUUGACAUCAUUAUAAGGCAGAAUGCAGCAAAGCAGGGUUGUCUCCUUGUUCGGCAAUCUUUCUUCCAUAACAACCCGAGGAACUUCAUAGAAUUGGGAGGAGGGGUGUUAGGCUGCAGGGGUUUUCAUUCAAGCUUCCGGGCCACGCAAGGCGGCCUAUCCCUGAAUAUGGAUGUGUCCACUACAAUGAUUGUAAAACCUGGUCCUGUUUUGAAUUUCCUCAUGGAGAACCAGAAUGUCAAAACUCCUUACCAGAUUGAUUGGAUUAAGGUAACGGUGGUCUCCUUAAUUGUUGAGAUUUCAUUCAUGUGACAUUUUUCAUGA
Rosa rugosa (rugosa rose) is the source of this 497-nucleotide messenger RNA. RefSeq names its product protein argonaute 4A-like. The transcript has 3 exons. Gene Ontology annotation, biological process: regulatory ncRNA-mediated post-transcriptional gene silencing. Gene Ontology annotation, cellular component: cytoplasm. NCBI's taxonomy places the organism in Eukaryota, Viridiplantae, Streptophyta, Magnoliopsida, Rosales, Rosaceae. Bases 108 to 485 code for a protein of 125 amino acids. Gene Ontology annotation, molecular function: protein binding. The record is from RefSeq and is a predicted model, not a curated record.